This is a messenger RNA of Trichoplax adhaerens, 2565 nucleotides long. RefSeq lists its product as uncharacterized. Gene Ontology annotation, cellular component: vacuolar proton-transporting V-type ATPase, V0 domain; vacuolar proton-transporting V-type ATPase complex; plasma membrane. Gene Ontology annotation, molecular function: ATPase binding; proton-transporting ATPase activity, rotational mechanism. NCBI's taxonomy places the organism in Eukaryota, Metazoa, Placozoa, Uniplacotomia, Trichoplacea, Trichoplacidae. The coding region runs from base 1 to 2565 and encodes 854 amino acids. Gene Ontology annotation, biological process: vacuolar acidification; proton transmembrane transport. The transcript has 24 exons. The record is from RefSeq and is a predicted model, not a curated record.
AUGGUUUCGUUAUUUCGUUCGGAAGAGAUGACGCUCGCUCAGCUCUUUUUACAGUCCGAUUCUGCUUAUGCUUGUGUUCGAGAAUUGGGAGAAUUGGGCAAGGUGCUAUUUCGUGAUCUGAAUCCUGAUGUUAAUGCUUUUCAAAGAAAAUUUGUCUCGGAAGUAAGACGAUGUGAUGAGCUGGAACGAAAACUUCGUUUUCUUAAAGCUGAAAUGGAAAAGGAAUCCAUUCCCAUUAAAACGGUGGAGACUGACUACACUGCUCCAUUGCCAAGAGAAAUGAUCGAUUUAGAGGCUAGAUUGGAUCAUUUUGAGACUGAUAUUAGGGAAAUCAAUAAGCAUCAGAUGGCUUUGAAAAAAAAUCUACUUGAUUUGAUCGAGUUUAGAGCUAUUUUGUCAAAAGCAAGCCAUUUCUUCAUCGAGGCAGAAGAUGCUGUAUUUCAUCAAGCACAAGAAGUAGUACCCGAUGAAGGAAGCAAAUCUCUUUUAAUUGAAGAUGGAAUGCCAGAAAAAUCGAUUCAGUCAUCACGACCAAUGAGCUUCUUAUCUGGUGUAAUUAACCGAGAUCAUCUCGCCGCGUUUGAACGAGUUAUUUGGCGGACUUCUCGUGGUAACGCUUUCUUUCGCCAUGUAGAAAUCGAGACACCGUUAGAAGAUCCCAAAACGGGUGAUAUGAUUAGCAAGUGUGCUUUCAUGAUAUUUCUACAAGGCAAUCACUUAAGAUCACGUAUGAUGAAAAUCUGUGAAGGAUUUUCCGCAACGGUUUAUCCGUGUUCUGAUAAUGCUGAGGUAAGACGCGAUGCCUACGCGCAAGUAGAAACUAGAAUACAAGAUCUAAAAUCGGUUAUAAAUGAGACGGAGGAUCAUCGCUAUCGCGUCUUAAAUGGAACGUCAAAUGAUCUUGUCAUGUGGAUGAUUCAGACGAAAAAGAUGAAAGCAAUUUACCACACCUUAAAUAUGUUCAACGUUGAUAUUACCCAAAAAUGUUUAAUUGCUGAGUGUUGGUGCCCUGUACAAGAACUGGAUAAUAUUCAGUGUGCGUUGAAACGCGGAACUGACUUGAGUGGAUCGUCAGUACCUUCAAUAUUAAAUCGUAUGAUAACGAAACUUGAACCCCCUACGUAUUACCAAUUAAAUAAGUUCACAUCUGCUUUCCAAAAUAUUGUUGAUGCUUACGGUGUAGCAACCUAUAGAGAAGCUAAUCCAGAUAGUUUUAUUUUAGCUUUAUUUACCGUCAUUACAUUUCCAUUCCUAUUUGCGGUGAUGUUUGGCGAUUCUGGCCACGGAUUGUUAAUGUUUUUAUUCGGAUUAUGGUUGGUACUCAACGAAAAGAAAUUCACUCGGCAAAAGAAUAUGGGAGAGAUUUUUAAUACCAUCUUUGGUGGAAGAUACGUUGUACUGUUGAUGGGUAUAUUUGCAGUCUAUACCGGACUUAUAUACAAUGACUGUUUCUCGCUUUCGUUCAAUAUUUUUGGUACCAGUUGGACUUUUCCAAAUAUUAGUGAGGGUUUUCUCCAUGAUCAUCCUACUUAUCAACUGGAUCCGAAUGUUUCGUUUCCUGGUGGUCCUUAUGUAUUUGGAAUAGAUCCAAUUUGGCAGACUGCAAUCAAUAAGCUUACAUUCUUAAAUUCUUAUAAAAUGAAGUUAUCAGUCAUAUUUGGUGUAUUCCAGAUGCUUUUUGGUGUGAUUUUAAGUCUUUAUAACAGCUUGUAUUUCAAGAAAUAUAGCAACAUAUUUUGUGAAUUUAUUCCUCAAGUAUUAUUUUUGAAUGCUCUUUUCGGAUAUCUUGUUGCACUAAUUUUUUAUAAAUGGAUAGUUGUUGACGUACGAACAGAACCGCAACCUAGGUUAUUGAUUCUGAUGAUCAACAUGUUUAUAAAAUUCGCGCAAAAGCUUCAACCCAGUGAGAUUUUAUAUCAUGGACAGGAAACUGUUAAUUUAGUUUUAGUUGUGGUAGCAGUUCUUUGUGUACCGUGGAUGCUUCUCAUAAAGCCAUUUUAUUUAAGAUGGAAACAUAAGAGAAAAUUGCGUAGCUACAGGCCGAAAACGAGGAAAGGCGGUAAUGUUUACGUACAACUAUCUGAUGACGAUGGCAUGAAUGAUGAGUAUACCACUUAUCACAAUGAUGAAAGUCAACUAUCUGAGAAUUCAUAUGACGAAGAGGAAGAGUUUGACUUUGGCAACAUUAUGGUCCUACAAGCAAUUCAUACAAUCGAAUUUUGCUUGGGAUGUAUCUCUAACACGGCGUCGUACCUACGAUUGUGGGCAUUGAGUUUAGCACAUGCAGAGUUGUCCGAAGUACUUUGGAAUAUGGUCCUUCACAUUGGUUUAUCUUUCAAGGGUUAUGUUGGUUCUCUGUUGAUUUUUGCUACUUUCUGUGGUUGGGCUGGCUUAACUAUCGCAAUUUUGCUCGUAAUGGAGGGAUUAUCAGCUUUCUUACACGCUUUGCGACUUCACUGGGUCGAGUUUCAGAACAAAUUUUAUUCUGGUGAAGGGUAUCUUUUCGACCCUUUCUCUUUCGAAAAAAUGCUUAAAGAGGAUGAAGAUUUAGAAGAUAUACUAUAA